Molecule: messenger RNA, 240 nt
Organism: Fonticula alba
Lineage: Eukaryota; Rotosphaerida; Fonticulaceae
Exons: 3
Coding region: 1-240 (79 amino acids)
Source: RefSeq, a predicted model, not a curated record
AUGGCCGUCCUCGAUCCCCUGAUCGCCAGUGACGAGCCCUCUGUCAAUGGUGAGCGGAUCAUUGCCCACGAGCCGCUGGUCGUCCGGAGCAUCCACAGUCGCGUGGCCCUGCCGCUUGGAGCGCCCCCGAAACCAACGGCCCCGGCCCCGGCGCCCCACUUCCACGCGGCCCGGCGUCCGGGCGAUGACUACCAUGAUGUUGGCCAGCUGGUUUUGACCAACUUUCGCCUGUGUGUCUGA